AGAAGGAAGUGAACAUAUGGUUCAACUUCCGCUGCUACGAGAGAGAGAUUUUCUUGAAAAACGGUUUUGGCAGAACUCGCGGCCUCUUCUCCGCCAUCUCCCAACCAACAACCAUGGAUGAAGACCAAUGCUGCAGCAGCGGCGGAGGCCGCAGUAGCAGUGGCAGCAGCGACCACAGCAACUUCAACACUAUCACCACCACCACCAACAACAAAAACAGUGGUACUAGUACAAUUUACAGCGACGGAGGAGGAGGUUUCGUGGAGACGAGCAAAGCAGAGAGAGCAGUGUGGCUGAUGAAGUGCCCUCCCCUCGUCUCUCGCUGCUUGCAUCCUCCUUCCUUCUCUUCCUCCGAUUCCUCAUCUUCCUCCUCCUCCUCCUCCUCCCCCUCUUCUCCCCCUCUUCCUCGCUCAGAUCCUUCCCGCCCCGUUGCCAAGGUCGUUCUCUCCAUCGACCCGCUCCAUUCCCACGACGACGAUUCUUCUCCCCAGUUCACGAUGGAAUUGGCCGGCGCUGAAUCUAGAAAUGAACCGAAGUGUUACUCCAUGAAUAUGUCAACAGAUUUCGUUCCAAUGUCUGCCUUCUCAGAGUCACCCCAAGGAAGGAUAUGUGUGGAGGGGAAAAUAUUAAACAAAUUUGACAUGAAGCCUCGUGAUGAUGAUCUUGAGAGCUAUGGAAAACUCUGCCGUGAACGGACAACUAAAUAUAUGACCAAAAGUAGACAGAUACAGAUCAUAGGCAAUGACCGUGGAACACACAUGAGGCCUUUGCCAUGGAUGGAUAAGAAGAAAAUACCAGCAAAAGUACCAGACCUGAAGAGAACAAGACGGGACCGUGGUGAGAUGGAAGAUAUCAUGUUUAAGCUAUUUGAAAGGCAAUCAAAUUGGACCUUAAGACAACUGAUCCAAGAUACUGACCAACCUGAGCAAUUUCUGAAAGAUAUACUCAAGGACCUAUGCGUCUACAACAACAGAGGAACUAAUCAAGGAACAUACGAGCUCAAGCCCGAAUACAAAAGAUCAGCUGAGGAACCAGAUACUACUUCAUCAUAGUUUGUAAUUCGUAGGACAUUGAUUCACUUUCACCCUUGGCGCUGACAAUGAAUGGUUGCCCCUGUACAUCUCCACUAAUGCACCUCUGCUCUCCGAACAUUACUAUUUAUUGAUGAACUUUUAGCUUAUUGACUUUCUUUUAAUCUAGUAUUAUAAAAGAUGUCCUCCUCUACACAAGAAAUUGCACUACCCUCAUUAUCAUUUUUUUUUCU
Malania oleifera is the source of this 1264-nucleotide messenger RNA. RefSeq lists its product as uncharacterized. NCBI's taxonomy places the organism in Eukaryota, Viridiplantae, Streptophyta, Magnoliopsida, Santalales, Ximeniaceae. The record is from RefSeq and is a predicted model, not a curated record. Gene Ontology annotation, cellular component: transcription factor TFIIF complex. The coding region runs from base 114 to 1052 and encodes 312 amino acids. The transcript has 6 exons. Gene Ontology annotation, biological process: transcription by RNA polymerase II; transcription initiation at RNA polymerase II promoter.